This is a messenger RNA of Oppia nitens, 960 nucleotides long. Its product is annotated as probable serine/threonine-protein kinase MARK-A. Lineage: Eukaryota; Metazoa; Arthropoda; Arachnida; Sarcoptiformes; Oppiidae. The coding region runs from base 1 to 960 and encodes 319 amino acids. The record is from RefSeq and is a predicted model, not a curated record. The transcript has 8 exons.
AUGGCAAUUAUCAAGUCGUGCUGUUUUGGUGUCAAAUCUUUAAGGACAGGUAGCUUCAUGUGCGCUAUGUAUACACUGAUUUCUUAUACAAUAUUUGUGACUAUCGGCGCCUUUCAUAUAAAUCUUGUCAUUCAUAUUCCCGUACUAUUCAUAAUAAGCAUAUUAUUGCUAUUAUUUUCCGGACUAUGUGUUAUGGCAUCGGUAUUAUUAUUGGUUGGAUUAUGUGUGGAUAACCGGAAAAUGUUGAUACCCUGGUUGAUAGCCGUAUCCAUCACUACAUCACUUGAUCUAACAUUGUGUUGUGUAUUCAUCAAUGAUAAGGAAACGAUUUUUGACGCUUUUGUUUGGAUAUUGUUUUCAACAGAUAUAUCUAUUUGUAUUAUCAACAUAUACUGUAUUUUGUGUAUUUACUCUCAAUAUCAAGAAUACUUGGAGGGCAGGGGUGGUCCCGAAGGUGAUCAGAGACGUCGCACUGACAGCAACUUUGUAUUAUUGUCGCCAAACUUUAUGACCAAAACUGCCGGCACUGYCGGUGGUAACCACCGAUAUGKAGAAGCAACGGUCGGACAUCAUCCACACCACCACAACAGCAAUACAAGUAUCGGCGAUGGCCUAGUGAUUGGUAACGGUAUGUCAUGCGAUGGUAUGUCCAACGAGACAAUUGCCAGUACAUCCUUGAUAUCGUCGUCRAUGGUUAUGAUGAUGACGACAUCGGCGACCAGUGGCCAGUUAGUACCGCACCACUCGGCGACCACCGAUUAUAGUCAAUCGGARACCAAUUUGAUGGCCAACUCCUCGGCAACACUACCGCCGCCGCCGCCGCCGCCGCUGCCGAAGCUGAUGGACGGCAGUGAUGUCAACAAUCAGUCAUUGAUUGUUGUCAGCCAUAGUUUCAAUGAUGGCAAUCAAUUAAAUACAAAUAUCAACAAUAAUURUAAUAAUAAUGAGAAUAAUAUCUAA